Molecule: messenger RNA, 2001 nt
Organism: Fonsecaea erecta
Lineage: Eukaryota; Fungi; Ascomycota; Eurotiomycetes; Chaetothyriales; Herpotrichiellaceae
Exons: 1
Coding region: 1-2001 (666 amino acids)
Biological process (GO): carotene catabolic process
Molecular function (GO): carotenoid dioxygenase activity
Source: RefSeq, a predicted model, not a curated record
AUGACCAAGUCGCUGUCCUCCGCGACCACACCAUAUACCCCAAGAGAGCCCAGCACCGAACUGCCAUUCAGAGCAGCGUCCGCUCCAGAUCGCAAGCGAAGCCAUCCACAUCCGUACCUUUGCGGUAAUUUCGCUCCUGUGCAGAAGGUCCAAAGUCUGAAACCGUGCGCAUAUUCUGGGAAUAUACCCAAAGAGCUGGUCGGGGGUGAAUACGUUCGAAAUGGCGGCAAUCCUGUUGCAAACGAGGACUUGGGUCGAGAUGCACAUUGGUUCGACGGUGAUGGCAUGCUCAGUGGUGUCGCAUUUACACCAACUUCCAAUGGUGUCCAACCAGAAUUCGUCAACCAAUACAUCCUGACCGACAUCUAUCUGUCAACGAUAUCUGCAAAACACCUGCGCGUUCCAAUCCUUCCCAGCAUAGCGGCAUUGGUCAACCCCCUGACCUCGUUGUACAAGAUCAUACUCCUUGUUUUCCGCAGCCUACUGAUUGUCUUAUUAUCGCGACUUCCUGGCUCAGUACAAGUUAUCAAGAAAAUCAGCGUGGCCAACACGGGUGUCUUGUUUCAUGAUGGCCGUGCUCUUGCCACCUGCGAAUCUGGACCUCCAAUGAGAGUCGCUCUUCCGGGCCUCGAGACUGUUGGCUGGUUCAAUGGGAAGAGAGCAGAAGGGGAGCUGGGAGGUGAAGACACCCCAGGAUUUGGCGGAGAUGGAGUACUGCAGUUCAUGAAAGAAUGGACAACGGCACAUCCUCGUGUGGAUCCGAAGACAGGGGAGCUCGUCCUCUUCCACUCGACCUUUGUCCCUCCCUUUGUACAUUAUUCAAUUAUACCUGCGACUUUCCCGCCCGCCGUUCCUUCCUCGCCGCUCGACCAGCCGACAAGGCUCCUGAAUGCUCCUAUCCCGGGCGUCUCCUCAGCAAAGAUGAUGCAUGACUUUGGCGUAUCUUCCCACCACACUGUCAUCAUGGACCUGCCUCUGUCGCUGGAUCCAUUGAAUUUGGCAAAGCUUAAGCCUGUUGUUUCCUAUGACUCAACCUCUCAUUCUCGAUUUGGUGUCUUUCCUCGAUACUUCCCUCAUCAGAUUGUCUGGUUCAAGACAAAACCAUGCUGCAUUUUCCACACUGCCAAUACGUGGGAUGAUCAGGUGGUUGACAAAGUAUCUGGACAGACGAAGACGUCUGCAGUCAAUAUGCUAGCAUGUCGCAUGACUUCAGCUUCUCUCGUUUUUGCUACAGGCGACAUUCCUGCUCCGCAACAAACGUCCAACGAACCUGAUAGUGAAGAAGAACAGUGCCGGCUCUACUACUACCGUUUCUCAUUGGCACAGCCGGGCCAUAUAACUCACGAGUUCGGAUUAAGUGCCAUUCCAUUCGAAUUUCCCAACAUCAGGAAAGACCGAACAAUGAGUCAGGUCAAAUAUGUCUUUGGAUGCUCCACUUCUAGAGGUACCUUUAGAGCCGCCCUCGGCCGCGCUGUCAAGAUCGACUGCUUGGUCAAGGCAGACGUAGAGAGCCUCAUCAAGCGAGGGAAGACCUAUUCACUUGCCGGACAUAGUCCUGACUGUGUUGAUACCAGAUCCGUCGACGAGAUCCUCCUGUCUCAGCAGGAAGAUGACCCGAUCUCGAUCUUCCGCCUUCCCCGAGGCUGGUUUGCGCAGGAGCCGCACUUUGUGCCACGUGAAAACGGCACUCACGAGGACGACGGCUGGUUGCUGACCUACGUCUUUGACGAAUCACAACUAGACUCAUCUGGAGAAUGUCGCCCGGACGCCAAAAGCGAGCUGUGGGUCAUUGACGCCCGAGAUAUGAAGACGCUCGUCGCCCGCGUGUACUUGACGCAAAGAGUGCCCUAUGGCCUGCAUGGCCACUUCUUCACCGAAGAACAGAUCAAGUCGCAGCGGCCCGUUGGGACUAUUCGAGCUAUCAAACAAAGGGGCCAGCUCCAGCAGCAGACCAGCUGGUGGAUGGCCUUGAGGAACAGGUUGGAGAUGGCCCUGGGAUGA